AUGAAAUCUCUUCCUGCUGACCUACUUACCCAUAUUCUUGAACCACUGCAGAAUGAUUGGAAAUCACUAAAAAAUUGUUUAUUUGUUAGCCGCUUUUGGUAUCGUACUUCUUCACGAAUAUUUUGGAGGAAUCCAUUUGCUAUACUUCUUAAAAUUGAUUCCAGUAAUAAUAAUCAAAAUCGUCGAAAAGAAAGUCUAAUUUUAACAUACACAAUGUGUUUAUUACCCGAGGAAAAAUCAGCAUUAAUCAAAAUUUUAUUUCCUUUUAAAGAUCAUGUAAUCCUACGUCAACUGAUUAUCUGCAUUAAUCGUAGAGAUUUGUCACAUCCGACAUUGCGAUACGAGAGAUACUUGGAAACUUUAAAUGACACUUCAUUAUUUAGUGCCAUAAAAUCUACUUUUGAGCCUUUAAAUAGAAGAGGAAAAUCGACAGCAUGCGAAGAAAUCCAAACAUUUCAAAUAUUUAUAAAAAUGUUUAUUAAUCGUGCAACGAAUUUCCGACAAAUUGGUCUAGAAACCAUAUUCACAAAAAACCCCUUAUUCAUAAGCAUGGCAGAUGACAUAAUACAAACAAUCUCACGAUAUCAAAAAAAAAUUUACUCGAUUUCUUUACUAUUUAAACCAUUAUUGCAUAAUCACUAUAUACCGAACCCACCUGAUAACAACAGUUGCACAACAAUAAAUUUGGACAUGAUAAUCACAUUAAUUAAAUCACAGCGCAAUUUAGAAAAUUUUUGGAUAGAAUCUGCACGUGAUGAAGAUUUAACAAAAGUUUUAUUCGCAUUACGACAACAUUCGAAUACUUUACAGACAUUAGUGUUUACGAAAUGUUCGUUUUCGCGACGUGUUCCGUCUGAUUACUUUGAAACUUUUGUGAAUUUGCGAGAAUUGGUAUUUUCAAAAUCGGAUGGUGUGGAACGUAGUUGGUUGGUAUGUGUAUCGCCAGAAACUUGA
Messenger RNA from Ambispora leptoticha, 954 nucleotides. Lineage: Eukaryota; Fungi; Glomeromycota; Glomeromycetes; Archaeosporales; Ambisporaceae. The record is from the annotation of a GenBank genome assembly.